Molecule: messenger RNA, 896 nt
Organism: Ceratosolen solmsi marchali
Lineage: Eukaryota; Metazoa; Arthropoda; Insecta; Hymenoptera; Agaonidae
Product: MAGE-like protein 2
Exons: 5
Coding region: 123-896 (257 amino acids)
Cellular component (GO): nucleus
Source: RefSeq, a predicted model, not a curated record
AAUUUUACAAAAGCUUACAUUCAUAAAUUUAUAUAGAAAAUAUUAAAAUUUCUAUUGAAGUUACUGAUUAACUUUUGAAUUAUGCUUGUUUGGAAAAUAUUGCAUUAAAUUCAAAUUUUAAAAUGUCUCAACGAAUUCAAAAAUCUAGAAAAUGUUUAUCACAACCAACCACGAGUAGCAAUACGAGCCAAAGUAGCCAAAACGAUGAGGACCACCGCUCAAACACCCAAAUAUCACACGAUCAAAGUCUAUCGAGCCAAGAACAUGCUCAUCAUGUGGGUAACGUUGUGAAGUACAUUCUUGCGGCUGAUCAUUCUAAAAUACCAAUUGUAAGAUCAGCAAUAAGUAAGGCAGUUAAUUGUCAAGGCAAAAAUUUUCGAGCGGUUAUGAAUAGUGCUCAAGAAGUUUUACGAGAUGUAUUCGGUUAUAAACUGGUGGAUGUUGAAAGUGGAAAAUUCAUACUAUGUAAUACGAUAAAAAACGACCUACCACAUUUAAACUUUGAUGAAAAUGUCAAAAAUCGUUAUGUUUUGUUAUUUUUAGUUCUUACACAUAUUUAUAUGAGUGGAGAAGUAUGCACCGAAGGUUCACUUUUUGACUUUUUAACUAAAUUGGAAAUUAUAAGCGAUGGCAAUAUGAUAAAUGAAACGUUUGGUAAUGUUCUUGAAUUAAUAACAAUUCAAUUUGUUAGAGAAAAGUAUAUAAAAUUGGAAAAAUCAGAUAACGAUGACGAGUCGGAGUUGAAGUGGGGUAUACGUGCUCAUGAAGAACUAUCUGUACGAUCAGUUAUGGAAUUUGUAAGCAAGGUUUAUGAUAAUAGAGAUAUCAAGACUUGGCCUCAACAAUAUGAAGGUAUGCUGCAAAAAGAAAGAAUGAUAGCAGAAGAAGAAAAUUGA